Saccharomyces cerevisiae S288C is the source of this 1701-nucleotide messenger RNA. It is a transcript of the gene SNF12, whose product is annotated as Snf12p. The transcript has a single exon. Gene Ontology annotation, cellular component: nucleus. The coding region runs from base 1 to 1701 and encodes 566 amino acids. Lineage: Eukaryota; Fungi; Ascomycota; Saccharomycetes; Saccharomycetales; Saccharomycetaceae. The record is from RefSeq and is marked reviewed.
AUGUCCAAAGUAAUGAAACCCAGCAACGGAAAAGGUUCUAGAAAGAGUUCAAAAGCAGCCACACCUGAUACUAAAAAUUUCUUUCAUGCAAAGAAAAAGGAUCCGGUGAACCAAGAUAAAGCAAAUAAUGCUUCUCAAAUUACGCCAACAGUGCCACAUUCUCAUCCAUCAGAUAUGGUUAUCCCUGACCAUUUAGCCGAAUUGAUUCCUGAGCUGUAUUCUUUCCAACAACUGGUGGAUUCCGAGAAAAGAUUAGAUCAUUUUAUUCAUCUGCGAAACUUACAUAUGAAGCGAAUGGUUGCGCAGUGGGAGAGGUCAAAGCUAUCCCAAGAGUUUCUUUAUCCUCAUUUAAAUUUUCCAAAUGUAAAAUUUCUCCGAAUCUUCAUUUCAAAUGUUAGUGAAAACCAACCCUGGCAAAUGGACACAAACAAUGAGGCUGACCUUAUGGCACUGGAGAAUGCCACUUGGACGAUGAGAAUCGAAGGUCGAUUAUUGGACAAUGUGCAAGCUAAUGAUCCAGCAAGAGAAAAAUUUAGCUCAUUCAUAGAAUCGAUAGUGGUAGACUUCAAAAAUAAGGAAAACGAUAAUGUGCCAUCGACUAAAUUUAAUGCGGCCCCUGAAGAAAAUGCCACCGAAGGACCCAGUGAUAAGAAAUUGAACUUAAACUUACCGUUACAAUUUUCACUGCCGAAUGGUGACAACUCUACUACGACUAAUACCGACCAAAAUAAUGCCACGAUGGGGGAGGAGACUGCCAAAAAGGAUAUGAGUUCUACAACUCCAAAACUAGAAUCAGUGAAAUGGCAGUAUGACCCGAAUAAUCCUGUAGACUUCGAUGGUCUCGAUAUUAAGAGGGUAGGGUCUGAAAAUGUAGAAUGCACUAUAAGCAUCCUGCGAAAAUCAUCCCCAGAAGAGCCAUUUAUGAGCUACUCUCCACAACUAACCGCAAUAAUAGGAUUGAAGAGCGGUACAUCACAUGAUGCAAUAUUUUCCAUAUAUAAAUACAUCCAUUUAAAUGAAUUGCUUACCAAUGAUGAGUCUGCAUUCGAAAAUUUGAUGGGCAACAGGAACAAUCACAAUAGCAACACCAGUACUAGUAAGAUGCUUGAUGCAGCCUCCAGUCAAGUUUCUAUUGUAAAAUUAGACACUCAGCUUAUUACCUUAUUACCCAGCAGUCUUAAAGAAUCUUCUCCAGAUACAAUGAAAUUAACGGAUUUACUGUCCCUUAUUAAUAGUACUCACCUGCUCCCAUUACAGCCAAUUGAAAUUGAUUACACAGUACGCGUUGAUAAAGCUUCCACUUAUGGUGAGUUGGUUCUUGAUAUUGAAGUACCUGAUGUCAACGCUCUAAAAUUCAAUAAUACACAAAGAGAAAGUCAAAUUGGGGCUGCUGAAUUGAAUGAAAAUGCCAGGGAAUUGGAACAAAUCAAACCCAAGAUAGCUUUACAGGACAAAGAAAUAACGUCCGUUCUCUCGAAUCUACACGAGAGCAACAAACGAUACCGUUUCUUCAAGAAAAUUAGUGAGGACCCAGUUAAAGCAUUAAAUGAAUGCAUUGCUUCUACCUCGAAUGCUUUGAAAGUUUUAUCGGGAGAUGAGGGCUAUAAUGAAGAUAUGGUAAGGCGGGCUAACUUUUACAAGGAAAAUGAAGCUAUGUUGCGCGAGAAUAUAGAAGUCAUAUUAUCAAAUGGACGAAUGUAG